UGAAGAAGCUCUAUUUAAACAAAUCGACUGCUAGAGAGGGAGAUUUCAAACAACGCAGCACUCUUUUGCUCAUUGUGCAAGAAAUAAUAUUCGUUGUUAUCUACGAAAGCAUUUGAUUGUGACGAUACUAACAAUGGCAUUGAUAGGAGGAGCGGGUUUGUCAGUAACAUUUUGGACGCUGUGUGAUUCUGUUAAGCAAGUGAAGGAGCAGUUCAAACCCCAACUCGGGGAUAUCAAAUCCACUCUGGACUCUUUGGAACCACUGAUCAAAGAGAUGGCAGAGUGUGAGAAGGAAUUGGGUGGUCAAGGGGAGGAACUAGAGAAUCUUAGAGUGGAAAUGGGGGAAGGAGUGGAGCUUAUUCGCAAGUGCUCGAAAGCGAGCAGGCUCAAGCAGUAUAAGUAUGGCAGCCGGCUUGUUAAAUUGAGCAAGUCACUUCAAAGAUUGUUGGGGAUACUCAAAGUGCAGGGAAUAAGGGAUGUGAAGAAGGCAUUGGUUUCAGUGAGGAACAUUGAGAAUGUCGUGCAGAGAAUUGAAGGGAAUUGUGUGAUACAGAACAAUCAGUCUGAAAAAAUUCAAGGGUGGUGUGCUGUGCCUGAGCCUCCAACAAUUACGGUUGGAUUGGAUGUGCCUUUGUGGGAAUUGAAGAAGAAACUCUUUACUGACGGAGUUUCGAUGGUGAUAAUUACUGCUCCUGGAGGAUGUGGAAAAACUACACUGGCAACAAAGUUGUGCCAAGAUGCAGAGGUCAAAGAUAAAUUCAAGAGCAACGUCUUCUUUGUUACUGUUUCCAAGAAGCCCAACUUAUACCUAAUUGUACAAGAGCUGUAUCAUGGAACGGGUGGCCAGGUCCCCGAUUUCCAAAAUGAAGCAACUGCAGUUAGCUGGCUGCAGCAAUUUCUGAAGCAAACAGGACAAAAUCCUAUGUUGUUGGUCCUAGAUGAUGUCUGGGCAGGAUCGGAAUUCAUUCUUGAGAAGUUUGAUGAAUUAAAGAUGUCAGAUUGCAAGAUAUUGGUAACAUCAUGGUCUGCUUUUCCAAGAUUUGGUUCUCCAUAUUAUCUAGAAUGUUUGAACGAUGAAGAUGCAAUGGCACUUUUUCACCAUGCAGCAUCCUUAGGAGAUAGGAGCUCUUAUAUUUCAGAAGAUCUUUCACGAAAGAUAGUAGAACGUUGUAUGAGAUUUCCACUUGCAAUUACAGUUGUUGGAAGAUCACUAUGCGGGCAGCCAAUAGAGAUUUGGCAAAAAAGAGUAUUGGAAUGGUCUAGAGGUUCUUCUGUUCUUGAGUCUGAACAUGAUUUGCUUGAUUACCUCCAGAGUAGCUUAGAUGCUUUGGAUGGAGAGAAGUCUCUUAUCAGGGAAUGCUUCCUAGACCUUGGUUUAUUUCCCGAAGAUCAAAGAAUCUCUGCUACUGUCCUCAUCGAUAUGUGGGCAGAGUUAUAUGGCAUAGAAGACAUUUCGUCCAUUGUGAAUCUCUAUGAACUCGCCUCUCGGAGUUUGGCUAAUCUGGUAGACACAAGGAACGACAAUAAGGAUGGCGAUGGCUAUUACACUGAACACUUUGUUACACAGCUUGACAUGCUUAGGGAGUUGGCUAUCCAACAGAUUAGUCGGGAACCACUACAACAGAGAAUGAGACUUAAGAUUGACAUAAGUGGAGACAACUUUCCUAUGUGGUGGAAAGAACAAAAGUAUCAAUACCUCAUCACUCGCGUUGUAUCUAUCUCGACAGACGAAGAGUUUUCAUCUAAAUGGCAAAACUUGCAACUACCAGAAGCAGAGGUUUUGAUUUUGAACUUUCAGACCAAGUAUUAUGCCUUACCUGAGUUUGUGGAGAAAAUGAAUAAACUGAAGACUCUAGCACUCACAAGUUCGGGUACCAGUCCUGCUGAGUUGAAUAACUUUCAACUAGUUGAUUCAAAACCAAAUUUAAAGAGAAUCAGAUUAGAACGAAUUUCAUUUCCUUCGAUAAGCAGGUAUCCUAUACAGUUGAAAAGUUUGAAAAAGAUUUCUCUAUUCAUGUGUAGCAUCGGCCAAGGUUUUGGUAACGGUUACAUACAUAUAUCAGAGGCGUUUCCAAAUCUUGUUGAAAUGAAUAUUGAUUACUGCAAUGAUUUGGUGGAGCUGCCUGCCGAUCUCUGUGACCUUAUUCAAUUGAAGAAACUCAGUGUCACCAAUUCUCAUAAGCUCUCCGUCUUACCUGAAGACAUUGGAAAUCUAGUAAAUUUAGAGCUGCUGAGGCUUAGGUGUUGUACAGACUUGUCAGAGUUACCCGGCUCGAUUAGGAACCUCAAGAACUUAAACUUGCUUGACAUAUCGAAUUGCUUUAGCCUUAAGGAAUUGCCUGAAGACAUUGGAGAAAUGUGCAGUUUAGAGAAGCUCAACAUGAGACAGUGCUCGAGAUUGAAUGAGUUGCCUCCAUCAGUUGUGGAUCUUGAAAAGUUAAUGGAAGUGACAUGUGAUGAAGAGACAGAAAUCUUAUGGGAGCCCUUCUUACCGUAUCUCAGGAACAUACACAUAAAGGUUGUGAAAGAAGAUAUGAACCUGAAUUGGCUCCACGAGUCUCAUUUCUGAGACCUUUCUUUCCUCAAAUUAACAAAUGUUGCAGCAAUGCUGGGGAGAGGAUGACGAGAGGAAAAUGGAUUUGGGAAUCUAGGACGGGUGUUUGAGCGAGCUUUGGUAAAACGAAUCUGAUUUCUGGGUCUGUUGGUGGUGGCUGCAAAGGCUUGGGCCUGUGGCAGGGGUUGAACAAGAGGUUGUUGGGCCGCCUGGUGUUCCAGCUCGAUUUCCUGACUUAGUAAGAGUCCGUGAAGCUCAUCAGGAGUGACUGGCUCGGAUAUGACGCGAAUAGAGGUUUUGAAUGACUCAUAAUCAGGUGUGAGUCUGUGAAGGAUAUGAGCAACGAGAUCAGUAUCCUCCAAGAGUUUGCCGGCAGCAGCAUGAGCGUAAGAAACAGCUUUGAUUUGUUGAAGAAAUUCGGAGAUGGAUAGAGAGCCCUUGCGAAUAGUUUGGAUCCGGCGCUUGAGUUGAAGUACAGCACAUGAGAGCGCGUCACAGCAGCAAAACGGCGUUCAAGAAUCAGCCAGAGAGAGCAGGCAGUGGUGGCACCAACCGUGAAAGGAAGGAUGGGUUCGGAGACGGAAGUUGUGAGCCAAAGUCUGCAGGUACAAUCCUUUUUCAACCAAAUAGGGUAGGCUGGAUUGGCUUGAGUGCCAAUGAAAACUGGAGGAGAAGCUUCAGAUCCAUCCACAAGGCUAUACAUGCCCUAGUUUUGAAGAACCAAAGUGGUGAUAUCCUUCCAAAGAAGAUAAUUGUCUUUGGUGAGUUUGAGAGGGAUGAGGCUAGCAACAUGAUUGGGAACAAUUUCUGGAGAAAGAAGAGAAGGCCCAGUGGAAGAAGGUGGAACAGAAGAGUUGGUGGGAGGAGUAGAAUUGGUUUCGAGUGAUGAGGAGCUUUUAAUUAAGCUUGAAGCUCUGAUACCAAGAAGAAAUUUGACAAGACAGAGACUUUGAAAACAGAGAAGAUAAAGGUAAUAACUCUUGUAUAUUUGCUUGAUGUGUUCAUCUACAGUAGGAUGAUAUUUAUACAACAAAGUGAUGAAGACUUAGCUACUACUAGACAAUAGAUCACAUGUGUUAUAUGAAGGAGUUGUCUUUUGUACAAUUGAAGUGUGUGGUUUGGGUGAAGUCUGGACCUGAUAUAUAGCAAACAAACUGGUUUCUUGUACUAUUGAGUUGGUGCACGAGUUGUCUCCUCUUGUGGGGAAGAAUUCCAGAUGGUUCUUUUGGGUAAGGAUUGCCUAUGUGCAUCCUCAUUACUGAUGCUACUGCCAUGGUCACCUUGCUGUGGCAUUAUAGUGUUAUUAACACCUAAAAUAGGUGUAUAAAUAAA
Molecule: messenger RNA, 3886 nt
Organism: Rosa chinensis
Lineage: Eukaryota; Viridiplantae; Streptophyta; Magnoliopsida; Rosales; Rosaceae
Product: probable disease resistance protein At5g66890
Exons: 6
Coding region: 134-2569 (811 amino acids)
Biological process (GO): defense response to fungus
Molecular function (GO): ADP binding
Source: RefSeq, a predicted model, not a curated record